UCAAAUUGAUUCACCUGUUUCACUGUUUAAAAUUUACUAAGUUGUGUUUAGUGAAUGCAUUUCUAUGCAGGAAUACAGCAAGCCCUGUUCCAUCCAUUUCUGGCUUCUUAAUUUUUUGCAGGUUCCUAUCGCGGUCUCAGUUACACUUUUUGAAGCCAUAGGCUUAUACAAAGGAACUAGAGUGAUUGCAUCAAAAGGAAAGGAAGUUACCAAUUGGAAGAUUCAUCAGAUUUGUCUUUACUGUUCCACGGGAAUAAUGGCUGGUAUGGUUGGUGGACUGCUUGGUCUAGGAGGUGGUUUCAUUUUGGGGCCAUUGUUUCUAGAAUUGGGAAUUCCUCCUCAGGUAGCAAGUGCUACAUCAACUUUUGCCAUGGUUUUUUCAUCCUCCAUGUCCGUGGUGCAAUACUACUUGUUGGAUCGUUUCCCAGUACCUUAUGCUUCCUACUUUGCAUUGGUUGCAACCAUAGCUGCCUUCACUGGCCAGCAUGUGGUGAGAAAAGUAAUUGUAGUUCUUGGCCGAGCAUCCAUCAUCAUCUUCAUAUUAGCAUUGACCAUUUUCAUCAGCGCAAUCAGUUUAGGUGGAGUGGGAAUAGAGAACAUAAUUGAAAAGAUAGAAAGUCAUGAGUAUAUGGGCUUUGAAGAUCUUUGCGCUCUGUCUUAGGUGUGCCUUAUUAGUAUUAGCAUAUAGAAUAACAUUAUUCAAAUUGGUGACAUGGUCACCUAUUUGUUCAUUUGAAUUCAAGUAAAGAAAAGACUGUGAGUUUUAAAUUAUAUUACUUCAUUAUCUAUUCUGC
Molecule: messenger RNA, 794 nt
Organism: Glycine soja
Lineage: Eukaryota; Viridiplantae; Streptophyta; Magnoliopsida; Fabales; Fabaceae
Product: sulfite exporter TauE/SafE family protein 3-like
Exons: 5
Coding region: 65-661 (198 amino acids)
Biological process (GO): protein ubiquitination
Cellular component (GO): Cul4A-RING E3 ubiquitin ligase complex; membrane
Source: RefSeq, a predicted model, not a curated record